Molecule: messenger RNA, 420 nt
Organism: Hydra vulgaris (swiftwater hydra)
Lineage: Eukaryota; Metazoa; Cnidaria; Hydrozoa; Anthoathecata; Hydridae
Source: RefSeq, a predicted model, not a curated record
CCGGCCAUAAACCACCUUAGUAAGCUUAAACGUUAUUUUCACGGGAAAUAUAUUAAGAGAUUAUUUUUAACCGUUUGAUUAAAAAAAGAUGGCGAGUGUUACUCGCUUUUUUCGUUUUAACAAAAAUUUAUCUAAAAUUCCAAUUCAAUAUUUAUCUACAGUUCGUUAUUAUUCAGCCCACGGUGAUGAUUCUUCUAUCCCUGAUAUUAAACCUCCAGGUCAAAAGAAGAGUUAACUCGAAGAAUCCCAACUCCGAUGUAUGGUUGGUAAAGAUUUUAAACUUUAUUAAAAUUUAUACUCGAAUGUACGAUUUUUCAAACAAAUUCAACAUUAUUGUAUACUAUGUUGUUUAGUAAUUUUCAUAAUAUAUAUAUGUUAAAUUUACUUAAACUUUUAAAAAAAGUUUAAGUCAAAGUCUAA